AUGAAUUAAUAAAGUUUUGUGUAAGUUAAUUAAGAACAUGAUUAAAUUAAAAAAAGAGUCAAUUCACUUAAAUUUUAAUUAAAGGAUAUUGAGUAAAAAAAUUAUGUUUUGCAGAGUAAAUUAAAGGAUUUUAGAUAAUUAUCACCAAAUGUAAAUAAAUCACCAAUAUCUUAAUUACAAUUAUAAUUGGGAUUAGAUAGAAAAUUUAUAAUGGAGUAAUUUAAACCAAUAAUAGAGAAGGAAGGAAUUUAUGUAAGAAAUGAGAGAUUAAAAACAGAAUCAUAUUUACAAUAAUCAAAAAACAUAGAAAUUUAACAGAAAAAAAAGAAAGUAAAAUAAAUUGAAGGUUAAGAUUAAGAAAUAUUAAAAAUGAAGGCUAAGUACUAUGAAAAAAAGAUUAAUGAAGUUCGUUAACGAUAGUUGUAAGAAAUCGAAAUGAAUAAAUAAAUAGUUCAUAAAAGAAUAGUUGAAAUAAAUAAUUUAAAGAAAUAAGAAUAAUAAUUAUUAGGAGAAUUAACUCUGUAUUAUGUAAUGAUUAAUUUAGGGCAAAAUAAAAAGAAUAAUCGUUGAAUAACAAGUUUUCGAAUGUCUUACUUUCUUCUGAGAAUAGUAAAAUGUUACCAACGGUUUAGAAAACAAAUAGUAGAAUGAGUUAAAAAUCUAAUUCUAAAAAUAGACCAAUGUUAGGUAGUCAUUCUGUUUAAAAAUCUGAUAAACUAUAAGAUAGGUUUUAGAAAAGUGAUACAAAAUAAAAUUAUAAUUCUUUUAUUGAUUAUGAUGAGGAUAUGAAAUAGAGAAUUGAAUUAAGAAAGAAUUCAUAAUCAAUAGAUUAAUUAAAUAUUGGUUGUUAAACAAGUUUUAUAAUGACUGAAAAAAACUAAGAAAGUGUUUAGUAUUCAUAAAACUUUGAUUCAUUUUGUAGUAACAAUUAGGAACAAUCUAUUGAAAUAAUGUAAAAAAACAAGUUAAAAUAGAAAUCUUAAAAAUGA
Molecule: messenger RNA, 989 nt
Organism: Paramecium sonneborni
Lineage: Eukaryota; Ciliophora; Oligohymenophorea; Peniculida; Parameciidae
Source: the annotation of a GenBank genome assembly